Molecule: messenger RNA, 510 nt
Organism: Rodentolepis nana
Lineage: Eukaryota; Metazoa; Platyhelminthes; Cestoda; Cyclophyllidea; Hymenolepididae
Source: the annotation of a GenBank genome assembly
AUGAGACCCGCGAAUUCGCAUGAUUCCCUACUUGCUACAGGACGUCCUAGAAAAAAAUGCUGUGGAAUUUGUGAUUAUUCUUGUAGAAAUUUCUUCAAAAAGUGCUGUUCAAGAUGUAAACGAAAGAAAGAAUACAAUUCUCGAAUGGUUUGUAUUGGACGUCCCAAUCGUAUUCACAAUCUGCCCCCAAAUGUUAUUAGAAACAACAAAUAUAACAUCCUCACUUUUAUUCCCCUUGUGCUUUUUGAGCAAUUCAGCGUUUUCCUUAACCUGAUUUUCCUCAUCAUGGCUUGCUCACAGUUCAUCGAACCGCUUCGAGUUGGCUACAUCUAUACUUAUUGGGCACCUCUUUGCUUUGUAAUCUUCAUUACUAUGCUCAGGGAAGCUGUUGACGACAUACGUCGGUGGUGUCGUGAUAGGGAGGUUAACAAUGCUCUCUACACAAAAAUCGUUCGAAAGGGACAGAUGACUCUUACAAGUUCUAAGAUACAGAGUUUAUGCACUGCUUAG